Danaus plexippus (monarch butterfly) is the source of this 559-nucleotide messenger RNA. RefSeq names its product ubiquinol-cytochrome c reductase complex assembly factor 2. The record is from RefSeq and is a predicted model, not a curated record. Gene Ontology annotation, biological process: mitochondrial respiratory chain complex III assembly. Gene Ontology annotation, cellular component: mitochondrial matrix. Lineage: Eukaryota; Metazoa; Arthropoda; Insecta; Lepidoptera; Nymphalidae. Bases 114 to 455 code for a protein of 113 amino acids. The transcript is spliced from 2 exons.
AAAUAAAAUUUAAACUUUGACGUUUAAUAUGUUGUAAUAUUAUUACAUUCAAGGGUUUCGAAAAGGUACUAUUUAUCUAACAUCUGCAAGAAAAAUAUUUGCAGAUAUGAACUAUGACUUCUCAAUACAAAAAAUUCACUAAAUUAAUUGCAAAGUGGCCUAUAGAUAACAAUAAGGCAGAGAGAGACCUCGGGAAGUUUAUUCGCGAUAAAGUAAAAGCUGCAUUUGAAGGUGGAAAUUCAAAGAAUUUAGAUUCAGAACUUUGCACUCGACAAUUAUACUCGUUAAAUAAAAUAGCUGACAACCAUUACAGAAACAAGUAUAAGAGGAUUCAUGAUAGUUCCGCCACGGGAUUAAGUUCAGAGGAGUGCAACCUCGUUUUAUCUAGUGAAGUUCUGCAAUAUUUAAAAGAAGAGAAUAAGGGUUUUUUCAAAAAUAUCUUUAAAAAGGAUUAAACAUGUUUCCUCGUGUAAGUCGAAUCCAUGCAGUCCUAUCAAGACAUCAACUGCAUAUGAAAGCGUUAAAAUAUAAAGACCAUACUCCUGUUAUGAUAAAUGAA